Molecule: messenger RNA, 1318 nt
Organism: Pseudovirgaria hyperparasitica
Lineage: Eukaryota; Fungi; Ascomycota; Dothideomycetes; Acrospermales; Acrospermaceae
Product: GroES-like protein
Exons: 2
Coding region: 188-1216 (342 amino acids)
Molecular function (GO): oxidoreductase activity, acting on NAD(P)H
Source: RefSeq, a predicted model, not a curated record
AACCGAGGUGCCCCUCACUGAAGAAUUAUUAAUACAUUAUGUUUCCAACAUAACAGAUAAGGUGACGCGAACAAGUUCACCAAUCAGUAUACAUCAAGAAUCCAUCCUACCAACAGAUACCGCACUCCCCAUUCAUCCACCACAUCGAAACCCGAAACCAUCAAUAUCACCAGAUCAAACCUCCAACAUGAAAGAAGGAAUCAUCCACCCCGGCCCAUCAGUCAAGAUAAUCGACUCGCCCAUCCCAACCCCAUCCGCAGACCAAGUCCUCAUCAAAGUAAUCUACUCCGGCUCCAACCCCAAAGACUGGAAAAUCCCGGAAUGGUUCGGCGAGCCCGGCAUCAUGAACCAAGGCGACGACAUCGCCGGCACGAUCGCAGCUGUUGGGUCCAACGUCACAGAAUUCAAGCCAGGCGAUCGCGUCGCCGCGUUCCACGAGAUGCUGACGCCGCAUGGCAGCUUUGCUGAGUACGCGAUCGCGUGGGCCCAUACGACGUUCCAUAUUCCGGCGCAUGUCCGAUUCGAGGAGGCGGCGACGCUGCCGCUGGCGGCGAUGACGAGUGCGUGUGGGCUGUAUCUGGAUCUGGGGUUGGCGCCGCCGUUCAGGCCGACGACAGAGGUGACGCCGUUGUUGGUGUACGGGGGUGCGUCGGCCGUCGGGGCAUUUGCGAUUCAGUUUGCCGUCAGGUCGAAUAUUCAUCCGAUAAUUGCGGUUGCGGGGCGGGGGAUUGCGUUCGUGGAAGGCCUGCUUGAUAAGUCGAAGGGUGAUGCGGUGGUAGAUUAUCGGGAUGGAGAUGAUGCGGUUGUUGAAGGGGUGGUGAACGCUUUGAAGGGUCAGAAACUGGGGUACUGCUUUGAUGCAGUGUCGGAGAAGGGCUCGUAUGAGAAUGCAAGUAAGGUUCUUGAGAAAGGAGGGCAUAUCGCGCUCGUUCUACCUGGAAAAGACUACAAGGAGAUCCCGGAGUAUAUCAACAAGCACACUACGAGUGUGGGCUGUGUGCAUAAGGAUGCGAAGGACCAUGGGUAUGUUUACUUUCGAUUAAUUGGACAAGGCUUAAAGGACGGCUGGUUCAAGCCACAUCCUCAUGAAGUCAUCCCUGGUGGUAUCAGUGGAGUCGAGAAGGGACUGACGAACCUUAAAAACGGAGUGGCGAGUGCCGUCAAGUACGUAUUCAAGAUAGAUGAGACACCAGGGGCAGAGAGAUCGACCUUGUGAAACGACCGAAGAAUUGUGAGAUAAUUCAUACUCAGCGCAAAGGAUAGAUAAUAUGCAGUCAUUUCUCUCCUUUAAUACGUACGCGAGGUCAACCGCUAUGUU